Molecule: messenger RNA, 2430 nt
Organism: Chrysochloris asiatica (Cape golden mole)
Lineage: Eukaryota; Metazoa; Chordata; Mammalia; Afrosoricida; Chrysochloridae
Gene: EML1
Product: echinoderm microtubule associated protein like 1
Exons: 22
Coding region: 19-2430 (803 amino acids)
Biological process (GO): microtubule cytoskeleton organization
Cellular component (GO): mitotic spindle
Molecular function (GO): microtubule binding
Source: RefSeq, a predicted model, not a curated record
GCCUCAGCCGGGAGUAGCAUGGAGGUGACGGAUCGCAUUGCUUCCCUGGAGCAGCGAGUCCAGAUGCAAGAGGAUGACAUCCAGCUACUCAAGGCGGCCCUGGCGGACGUGGUGCGGCGGCUGAACAGCACCGAGGAGCAGCAGGCCAUCCUUAACCGGAAAGGACCAACCAAAGCAAGACCGCUGGUGCAGACACUGCCCUUAAGAACCACUGUCAACAACGGAACCGUGUUACCAAAGAAACCAACCGGCUCUCUACCAUCCCCCUCCGGGACCAGGAAAGAGACAGCCAUGCCGACAACCAAAAGAUUAAACAGGUCUGUGAGCCUUCUCAAUGCAUGCAAACUGCAUAGAUCAUCACCAAGUACCAUCAAAAGGACCAGCUCUUCUGAACGAGUCUCCCCUGGUGGUCGAAGAGAGAGCUCUGGGGACUCAAAAGGAAAUCGGAAUCGAACAGGCUCCACCAGCAGUUCAUCCAGCGGUAAAAAGAACAGUGAAAGCAAACCUAAGGAACCCGUGUUCAGUUCAGAAGAAGGCUACGUAAAAAUGUUUCUUCGCGGACGCCCGGUAACCAUGUACAUGCCCAAAGAUGAAGUGGAUUCUUACACUUUGGAAGCAAAAGUGGAGCUACCAACCAAGAGGCUGAGACUGGAGUGGGUCUACGGGUACAGGGGUCGAGACUGUCGUAACAACCUGUACCUGCUCCCAACGGGGGAGACUGUGUAUUUCAUCGCAUCUGUGGUUGUGUUGUAUAACGUGGAAGAACAGCUGCAGAGGCAUUAUGCGGGUCACAACAACGACGUCAAAUGCCUCGCUGUUCAUCCUGACAAGAUCACCCUAGCAACGGGACAAGUCGCAGGUACAUCCAAGGAUGGAAAACAAUUGCCUCCACACGUUCGCAUUUGGGAUUCUGUGACGUUAAAUACGCUGCAUGUCAUCGGAAGUGGGUUUUUUGACCGAGCUGUCACCUGUAUUGCAUUCUCAAAAUCUAAUGGAGGAAGCAACCUGUGUGCUGUGGACGAUGCCAAUGACCACGUGCUGUCCGUGUGGGACUGGCAGAAGGAGGGGAGGCUGGCCGACGUGAAGUGUUCUAACGAAGCUGUGUUUGCUGCGGAUUUCCAUCCCACCGACACUAAUAUUAUAGUGACCUGUGGAAAAUCCCAUCUCUACUUCUGGACACUAGAAGGAAACUCCCUUAUUAAGAAGCAAGGAUUGUUCGAGAAACAAGAGAAGCCCAAGUUCGUCCUCUGUGUCACCUUCUCGGAAAACGGCGACACCAUUACUGGAGACUCGAGUGGCAACAUCUUAGUGUGGGGAAAAGGUACAAAUCGAAUCAGCUAUGCCAUCCAAGGGGCCCACGAAGGUGGCAUUUUUGCACUUUGUAUGUUAAGAGAUGGCACACUGGUAUCUGGAGGAGGAAAGGAUCGAAAACUCAUUUCUUGGAAUGGAAACUAUCAGAAACUUCGUAAGACUGAGAUUCCAGAACAGUUCGGUCCAAUCCGCACAGUGGCCGAGGGGAAAGGCGAUGUGAUCCUCAUCGGUACCACUAGAAAUUUUGUUCUCCAAGGCACUCUGAAUGGGGACUUCACACCCAUCACUCAGGGUCACACCGACGAGCUCUGGGGACUGGCUGUCCAUGCCUCCAAGCCCCAGUUUUUGACGUGUGGGCACGACAAGCACGCCACCCUUUGGGACGCCAUUGACCACCGGCCCGUGUGGGACAAAGUCAUCGAGGAUCCAGCUCAGUCUUCUGGUUUUCAUCCUUCAGGGUCUGUGGUUGCUGUUGGAACCCUAACUGGAAGGUGGUUUGUGUUUGACACGGAAACAAAGGAUUUGGUCACCGUCCACACAGAUGGGAACGAGCAGCUGUCUGUAAUACGUUACUCACCAGAUGGGAAUUUCCUGGCUAUAGGCUCCCAUGACAACUGUAUCUACAUCUAUGGUGUCAGCGACAACGGGAGAAAGUACAGCCGCAUCGGCAAGUGCUCAGGCCACUCCAGCUUCAUCACCCACUUGGACUGGUCAGUAAACUCGCAGUUCCUCGUGUCCAAUUCAGGAGACUAUGAAAUCCUGUACUGGGUCCCAUCGGCUUGUAAGCAGGUCGUAAGUGUGGAAACAACGAGAGACAUUGAGUGGGCUACGUACACCUGCACGUUGGGGUUCCAUGUGUUUGGAGUGUGGCCGGAAGGUUCCGACGGUACCGACAUCAACGCCGUCUGCCGGGCGCACGAGAAGAAGCUUCUGUCAACUGGAGACGACUUUGGCAAAGUGCACCUGUUCUCCUGCCCCUGCUCCCAGUUCAGGGCGCCAAGCUAUGCAUAUGGGGGCCACAGCAGUCAUGUGACCAACGUUCAUUUCCUUUACGCAGACAGCCACCUUAUCUCCACGGGCGGCAAGGACACCAGCAUCAUGCAGUGGCGGGUCAUUUAG